UAUUUUAUUCCACCGGACGGGGCUCUGUUACGCACAUGUUCGCCGUUUCCUUGGUAACAACCAUUUACCAUACACGUUGACGAUUUAUUUAAACAACAUGGAUAUCCAGGAACGAAAUGUGCGAGACUGCGGAGCCAACAUCGUAGAAAUGGUUGACAUGGAAGAAGAACAUUUUGCUAUUUCAAGUUCCUCAGCAGCAGACGCAGCUUUUGAUGCGGUUAUUGGCUACAUAGAGGACAUCAUCAUGGAGGAGGAGUUCCAGUAUCUUCAGCAGAACUUCAUGGAGAAACACUACCAGGAGUUUGAGGACUCUGACGAGAACAAGCUCAGUUACACACUUAUCUUCAAUGAGUAUGUUGACCUGCUGGAAAAACACCUGGAGCAGCAGCUGAUGGAGAGGAUCCCCGCCUUCAACAUGAACACUUUCACAGAGCUGCUAAUGCAACACAAAGAGGAAGUUCCAGGUGACAUCUUUGACAUGCUGCUGACGUUCACUGACUUCAUGGCCUUUAAGGAGAUGUUUCUGGAAUACAGAGCUGAGAAGGAGGGCCGAGGUCUGGACCUGAGUCAAGGACUGGUGGUUACAUCUCUGAUCUCUGCAGGCUCCAAACACAUCGGCUCCACUCAAUCCCAGUGACACUCACACUCAAAAAGUCAAAUAUUUAAAUUGCAUCCUCUUCUAUACGUUUAUAUAACAUUUUCUCCAUUGGCUUUCACAAAGUUGUUAGCUUGUUUUUGUGAGUUUUGUUUCUACUCUAAUGGUGAGCUGCUGGAUACAUGCCCCUUAUUUCUACAGUUUGCGCACAAAUGACCCCUAAUGGCAAAUUCAUAUAUGCAUUCCUCUGUAUUUUAUGUGGCAAUUGGGAUGGUAUGGGGGUUUAAGAGGCUGUUUAUAGAUAGAGCGAAGGUGAAAGUAUUUGGCUUUCUGCUUCCUAAGCACUGCACUGGACAUAAUGACUACUUGACAUAUUCAAAUGAGUUUAACUGUAAUCUGCAGGUGAGAGGCCUAAUCCUGAUAUUACAUAUAAUCUUAUUUCGGCCUGUUUUUAUCAGGGGUUUGUAUUUAUUAGUUCUGCCUGCUUGGGGAGAAGGAACCCAGUACUAUGGUGCUAGUACUAGAUUUGUCUGUGUGUUUUUCAGGUCAUCCUACUCAUUCUGCUAAUAGUAUCACCAAAUCCCCUUGUAAGCAGGGGAAACCAUUUGAUAUGAUUGAAUGUUUGGCUCUGCCCUCUUUGCCUGUGGGGAGGAGCAAGUGUCAGCUGUGGUGCAAGGGGGCCAGGGGAUGAACGUGAGCUUUUGCCGGCCGUCGAACAGGAUCAUGAAGAAGAGGAUUGUGGUGAGGAUCCACAGAGUGACGGCCACAAACAUCACCCAGCCAUAUGCUGGCAGCAAAGUGUAGGGGGCACCGGCUAUCAACGCCCACUGGAGCAGCCCCAGAA
Etheostoma spectabile (orangethroat darter) is the source of this 1439-nucleotide messenger RNA. RefSeq names its product ADP-ribosylation factor-like 2 binding protein (gene arl2bp). Bases 98 to 637 code for a protein of 179 amino acids. The record is from RefSeq and is a predicted model, not a curated record. Gene Ontology annotation, cellular component: mitochondrial intermembrane space. The transcript is spliced from 9 exons. Gene Ontology annotation, biological process: positive regulation of tyrosine phosphorylation of STAT protein; maintenance of protein location in nucleus. Lineage: Eukaryota; Metazoa; Chordata; Actinopteri; Perciformes; Percidae.